AUGCAGCUCUCUGUGCUCUUUAGUGCGUUUGUAUCUUUCGCCAUCCUUGCUGCAGCGUCACCCACGCAAGGAGCCAUCUCGAAACGUUCCUCUAAGCGAGAGAACCUUGACAUCAACUUUCAACGUGAUCUCCUUGAAGAGAGUGAGAAGCGCGCGGAGCUCGAGGCCAACCUUGUGGGAUAUAUUGAUUACGGCGGAGGAAGCGGCCCUUCUGAAGCAAAUGAGAAGCGCGAGGAGCUCGAGGCCAACCUCGUGGGAUAUGUUGAUUACGGCGGAGGAGGCAUUUCUGAAGCAACUGAGAAGCGCGAGGAUGAGGAAGAUUAUGCACCUGCUACCUAG
This is a messenger RNA of Suillus subaureus, 339 nucleotides long. RefSeq lists its product as uncharacterized. The transcript is spliced from 4 exons. The coding region runs from base 1 to 339 and encodes 112 amino acids. The record is from RefSeq and is a predicted model, not a curated record. NCBI's taxonomy places the organism in Eukaryota, Fungi, Basidiomycota, Agaricomycetes, Boletales, Suillaceae.